Messenger RNA from Ochotona curzoniae (black-lipped pika), 2216 nucleotides. RefSeq names its product tripartite motif containing 59 (gene TRIM59). Gene Ontology annotation, molecular function: zinc ion binding. Bases 82 to 1296 code for a protein of 404 amino acids. The record is from RefSeq and is a predicted model, not a curated record. Gene Ontology annotation, cellular component: centrosome; cilium; intraciliary transport particle B. The transcript has 2 exons. Lineage: Eukaryota; Metazoa; Chordata; Mammalia; Lagomorpha; Ochotonidae. Gene Ontology annotation, biological process: cilium assembly.
AGUUGGGCCCCGACGUGCGGAUCGCCAUCCUUGGAAGGACAGUACUGUUAUUCAGACAAGACCAAGUUUUGACGCUAGGAAAUGCACAAUUUUGAGGACGAGUUGACGUGUCCCAUUUGUUACAGCAUUUUUGAAGACCCUCGGGUACUGCCAUGCUCUCACACAUUCUGCAGGAAUUGUCUGGAAAACGUUCUUCAGGCAUCUGGUCACUUUUACAUAUGGAGACCUUUACGCAUUCCACUCAAGUGUCCUAAUUGCAGAAGCAUUAUUGAAAUCGCUCCUACUGGUAUCGAAUCUUUACCUGUUAACUUUGCACUCAUGGCCAUUAUUGAAAAGUACCAGCAAGAAGACCAUCCAGAUAUUGCCACCUGCCCGGAACAUUAUAGGCAACCGUUAAAUGUUUAUUGUCUGCUAGAUAAAAAGUUAGUUUGUGGCCAUUGCCUUACCAUAGGUCAGCAUCAUGGUCACCCCAUUGAUGACCUUCAAAGUGCCUAUCUGAAAGAAAAAGACACACCUCAAAAACUGCUUAAACAAUUAACAGACACACACUGGAAAGAAGUUUCUCAUGUUAUUGAGAAGUUGGAAGAACAAAAAUCUCUUUCUGAGAAAAUGGUCCAAGGUGAUAAGGAAAUUGUCCUGCAGUAUUUUAAUGAACUCAGUAACACAAUAGAACAGAAAAAAAACGCCUUCCUGACCGCUCUCUGUGAUGUUGGCCAUCUGAUUAGUCAGGAAUAUUCUCCCCAAAUUGAAAGAAUGAAAGAACUGAGAGCGCAGCAGCAGGAGCUGAUGGCGCUGGCGGCGGCGCUGCCCGAGGAGCCUCCCCUCAGGUUCCUGGAGAAGGUGGACGAGGUGCGCCAGCGCGUGCAGACUCUGAGGCAGAGCGCGCUGCCCGAGGCGCGGCCCGUGGAGAUCUGUCCUCGGGUAAGCCACGUGCUGAAGGAAGAGUGGAGCAGAACAGAAAUUGGGCAAAUUAAGAAAGCUGUAAUUCCUAAAAUGAAGAUUUCUGCAAAAAGGAUACCACCGUGUUCUUGGCCUGAAAAGGAUGACAGAGAAGUUGAACUUUUAAAACUUGUAAAUACUGCUAUUGUUACGCUAAUUGCAGUGAUAAUGAUGGUAAUGCUAUUUUUCAACCAACACAUAAUCACCUUUUUAAAUGAGAUCACUUCAGUGUGUUUUUCUGACAUUGCUCUGUCAGUUUACCAAAGUUUAUCUAAAAAUUUUCAUGAUGUAGAGACUAUGCUAUCUCAUGCUUUAUACUUGUUGAAGGAAUUUAUCUGGAACUUAGUUUCUCAUUGAGUCGUUUGGAUGGGCUUGCUCUGUGAGAGCAGAGCCUAAGCGUUGUUAACUAGAAACGGGUAGAACGAAGAGCAUACUACACUCGGUGCAGCACAUAUAAACAUACCUGUUAAAUCCUUUGCAUUUCUUUCAAGUUGAAAUGAUGUAUCAAUGUUAGAAACGACACAGAACCUGGAAUAUUCAAGUCAGUGUUAGGAAACCGUGCGGGAGUGUUGUGGUCAUGUGGGUUAAGCCUGCAGCAGGCAUCGCGUGUGGCUGCAGCCCGGCUCCCUGUGAAAGCAGCGGGGGCUCCCCCGCGCCUGUGGCUUCCUGCGGGAGACGGUCCAGCUCAGCUGCCACUGCGCCAUGUGGGAAGUGAACCAGCACAAGGUCUGGCUCUCUUGUCUGUAACUGCCCGUCACAGAAAUAAAAACAUGUGAAAACGAACGUGUACUAGUGACUUGAUUAUAAUGCCAAUACAUUUCCAUAUGUUUUCUGACUCGACAGAGGUAGACUUAAGGCUGUUGUGACUGAAGCGUUUUUUUACACCUACUGUCUUUUGUUAUUUAAAUGUAACAUAAUGGUUGACUUUGCAGUUCUUCCAGCAUUUAGAUUAAGAUGGCAACAUAGCCACAGUGUGUAGGCCUCUGUUGUGAUGUGCUGGGAGCUGUUCUCCCAGGGAGCAGCCAGGUCCCCAGAGCAGGUGAGCUCACACGUGAGCAGGGUCGGGUAGCUGUAGGCUGAAGCGCUUCGCAUUUUUGAUUGGGAGAAUAAGGAUGGUGAUUAGGUUUAAACUCAAAGGAACAAAAAGUGGUAAGGGGGUUUGGGAUCAGAGAUACCUGGGCUCACACUUCAGAUGUGUUCAGUAGAUUUAGGAGUCUUACUGUAUUCGCUCACAUUAAUUCGAGAUUCAUUGCUUUUGAAUAAUUUGUUAGGGAACA